Messenger RNA from Adineta ricciae, 564 nucleotides. NCBI's taxonomy places the organism in Eukaryota, Metazoa, Rotifera, Eurotatoria, Adinetida, Adinetidae. The record is from the annotation of a GenBank genome assembly.
AUGGAUGAUUGGGGUUUUAAUGAAUCUCACGAGGCAUUCAUUAAACACAUUGAUGACCAGUUAUCUCGAACGAAAGGCAAUCAACUCGUGUUGAUUAGUCUCAUCGAUGAAUGGGGAAAAGAAAAUAUUCUUAACGACACAUUUUUUGAUCAUAUUAUCAAAUACAACAGUCCACAUUUAUUGUACAUUACAUUUGAUUUUCAUGAAUAUUGCAAAGGUUUACAAUUCGGAAAUAUACUGGCGCUUUUACAGCUCUUGGAUGAGAAGAAUAUAUUUCGAGAAAUGCGGUUUUUUUGGAUAAAUACGGAGAAAAAUACGGUACUCAGUGAUCAAACAAGUGUAUUUCGUGUGAAUUGUGUCGAUUGUCUCGAUCGAACAAAUGUUGUUCAAGCUGCAAUUGCGAAAACUAUUUUAGAAAUAAUGCUGAAAAAAGUCGGUUUGUUAGACAUAGACGCAGGUGGUCUGAAUGACGAUGCCAGGAUUAUCUUUCAAACCAUGUGGGCAGAUAAUGGUGAUGCUAUUAGUAGACAAUAUGCAGGCACAGAUGCAAUGAAGGUAAGAUAA